Sclerotinia trifoliorum is the source of this 4573-nucleotide messenger RNA. The record is from the annotation of a GenBank genome assembly. Lineage: Eukaryota; Fungi; Ascomycota; Leotiomycetes; Helotiales; Sclerotiniaceae.
CCAAGCCGGUCAGCCGUCUUGGAUUGGUAUUGAAUGAUCCUUUUUAACCUUCUUGUCGAAAUACUUACAACUAUCUAAUAGCCCUACAAUAUCUUCUCCUUUUCGACUUAGAGAAUUCAAUAUCCGCAGAAUUUUCUCACUCGAUUUCCUUUUUCUACUUCCUCAUAGUUUUAAGAGUAUUGGUUUUCAUGCGAAAAGAAAUACCGAGACAAUCCUCAAACUUGACUUGCGAAGCUGAUAACAACAAAUUCAUAAUUAGAACGGGCUAAUUCCAUUCCCGAAACAUUGAUCAUUCAACCAUUUAUAAAAGAGACAACUCAUUCUUUGGUUUUUAGGGAAUCUGUUAAGCUUGCCGACUUUCUGAAAUAAGAAAUCAUAGACUUCUCGAGGCAUUGGUUUCCAUGGAUUGAUUGCUUGGAGUUAUUAUAAUUUGUUAAGAUUUGGCGCAAAACAAUCGGAGGGAUAGGAGAGUCGAGGCGAUCAAGAAGGAGAGAAAGCAGGAAAAAUCAUGGCAUAUGAUCAGGGUUAUUACGAACAACCACAGAGGCCAUAUAAUGGACGAGCUGCUCAAAGACCGAAUCCAGCACAAGAAUAUCAACAAGCGCCUGCACAACAAUAUUCACAACAACAAUAUAAUGAAUUUGGUCAAGAUGGUUAUGGAUAUGAGAAUUAUGACAAUGGAUAUUCACAAGAUUAUAAUGGUGGAGGUGGAGGUGGAGGUAGAGGGAAUGCGAAUGGAGGUGGUUAUGGAAAUAUGAAUGGAGGGGGUAGAGGUGGUUACCCUCCAAAUCCGAAUGGACGAGGAAGGGAAUAUCCUCCAAAUCCAAAUGCAGGAGGUAGAGGUUAUCCACCACCGAAUCAAAAUUAUCCUCCACAACAAGAAUAUUAUGCAAAUGGUAGAGGUGAGAUGCCACCGAGAGGAGGUGGACCUAAUCCGAAUGGUAGAGGUGGGCCAAUGCAAAGACCUCCUCCAGCUCGCAUGGGACAUGAAGGACCACAAGGAAGAGGAUACCCUCCAAAUGGUGGCCCUGUAAAUGGAAAUGGCAGACCAAUGGAUGACCGAAUGAGGCCAGCACAAGGACGUGAGUGAAAAAAAGGUGUAUAUUGUGAAUAGGUAUAUUGACUACAUUUCAGAACAACGACCUCGGAAACCUUUAGUAACACCUCCUAGAUCACCAGAAGCUUCCACAUCAUCUUUCGAUAGCCCUUUUCCUACUUUUCCCGGAGCAAGGAAGAAAACUGCAUUGUCUGAAGAACAGGAAAUUAUCCAAAAAUUGGGUGCAAUAAAUAUUUCGAGUCCUCCCACUUCUAGGCGACCUGGAACGGCUGGAAGUAAAGGAAGUCGUGAUAAUUAUGGACCGAGGAGAGGUAUGUCAAAUGAUGAUUAUGGAAGACCUUCAUUGGAUAGUCAAAGGAGCGCACCACGAGGAGGGUAUCCACAAGGAAUGCCAGAUCAGCGAAGAGGCCCACCACCGAGAGGGAUGACACCAGGUCCUCCUAGGCAAGACUUCCCGGAAAGGAGGGGACCACCCCCAGGACAAGGUUUUGGUGGUACACCAAGGCAGAAUGGUUAUGGGGAUCGUGGUUAUGAUCAAUAUGGAAAUCCCAUGUCACCAGUUCGAGAUGAUAUGGAGAAUUUUGGUCCUCUACAAAGAAGCAUGACUAUGCCAGAUACUCCUGGACCCAUGGGGAAUGGUCCACCAGCCUCUUCAAUGGAUGGACCAGGAAUGAGUGCACCAUACAAUGGUCCUAUUGGACGUAGUAUACCUGUCCGACCUGCUACAACUACCGGAUCAAGACCGCCGCCACAAAGAGCAUACCCAAACCAACAACCUAUUCAACAACCACCUCCGCAACAGCAAUACCAGCAAGAUUAUUCAGGUAAUCCUUAUGCCGAUCAUAAUCCGGAUGACAGCCUGGGCACAUUCUAUGAUGCAUAUUAUGAAUCAUCGGCUCCACCACCCACACAUAACCGAAAUCUUUCAAAUACUUCGGAAAUGCCAGAUUUUGAUGCCGCACCCCAAAGAACUGUACAUAGAAGAGGUGCUUCGAUUGAAGCUCAUAUUCAACCUGGAGCAGGUUCUGAGCCUGGAUUUGACCUCAUGCAUACUGGUGGCCCUGUGGAAAGGAAUGGAAACCUCCGUCAAGUCAAACCUGUUAAAUCUCAGCCGGAUUUCAGAGCUCAAGCCCAAGCUCAAACUGCAAUUUUCGAGAUGGCAGGGGAUGCGCCACCAAUUCCUAACAUACCACAGCAAGGUUUUCAAAAUGGCUGGGAACAACAAAAUACUCAAUAUAACCAAUAUCAAGGCCCACCACAAGGUCAAGUAUAUGACCAAUAUCCUAGUCAAGCACCAAAGUUUCAACCACCACCAAGAAGUAUGUCUGCCGCUCCUGGGGCUGGCCGUGGAAUGUCACAACCUGGAUUUGGAGGAAUGUUGAAUGGCCCUUCGCCUCAAAAUGGUGGUUACCCUGGUCCACAAAAUGGAGGAUUUCAAGGUGAUCGUCAAAAUAGUCUUCAAAAGCAAGGUACUCCAGAGGGUAGUCUACCUCCUCAUGCUCCACCAGUUCGUGCUGGCUUGAUACCCAAUUCUUUCGCUCAACAGCAACAGAAUAUUAAACCACCACCCAUGCGCAAUUAUGGCGGGUUUAACCCUUCGCCUCAAUCAAGUACUCCGGUUCAAACAUCUAAUGGUGCAUCUCCUACGGUUCCUACUUCUACAACGGCUCCCGCACAACCAGUAACUCAAGCCGAACUUGAUCGUUUGAGGUUGAAGUAUAAAAACGGUAACCCAACCGAUAACGAGACACCUCUACUCUUUGUUAAGAAAUUAGUAGAGGCUUCCGAUGUUUUAGUCGCACCUAUUGCUGACCAAAGAGCACGUAACAAGGCAAGAGAAAAGUAUGUUUUUGAAGCUACUAAAGUCCUGAAGAAGUUGAGAGAGGCUCAACAUCCAGAUGCCAUGUUUUAUUUUGCAGAUUGUUACGGCCGUGGCGCCCUUGGUCUUGAAGUUAACGAGAAGGAAGCAUUUACCCUCUACCAAUCUGCCGCAAAACUUGGUCAUCCGCAAGCCGCAUAUCGAACUGCAGUAUGUUGCGAACUAGGAAACGAGGAAGGUGGUGGUACACGUAAAGAUCCUCUUAAAGCCAUGCAAUGGUAUAAACGCGCUGCUACUCUUGGAGACACACCUGCCAUGUACAAGAUGGGUAUGAUCCAACUAAAGGGACUUUUAGGGCAACCGAUCAACGCUCGCGAAGCCGUCGUUUGGCUUAAAAGAGCUGCUGAGCGUGCCGAUCCUGAAAACCCUCAUGCCCUACACGAACUAGGCCUUCUAUAUGAAGCACCACAAGGUCCAGAUACGUCACUCCUUCGCGAUGAAGCAUAUGCCUUUCAGCUUUUCCAGCAAGCGGCCGAACUCGGGUAUAAAUUUUCACAAUUUCGUCUAGGCCAAGCUUAUGAGUAUGGUCAAUUCAAUUGUCCAAUUGAUGCUAGACAGUCUAUUUUGUGGUAUUCCAAAGCAGCGGUUCAAGAAGAGCAUCAAAGUGAAUUGGCGCUUAGUGGUUGGUAUUUAACGGGUCAUGAGAAUAUUUUGCAACAGAGUGAUACAGAGGCUUAUUUGUGGGCGAGGAAGGCUGCGAUGGCGAAAUUAGCAAAGGCUGAGUAUGCUAUGGGUUAUUAUAGUGAGGAAGGAAUUGGUACGCCGAAGAGUUUGGAGGAUGCUAAGAGGUGGUAUUGGAGGGCUGCUGGUAGGUUAUUUUGCUUUUCUGUGUUAUUUUUACUCUAUUCUACUUUCUCUAUUGUUAUUGUUGGUGUUUUUUUAAAGGAUGCAUGGCUGAUAAAUAUACAGCGCAAAAUUUCCCCAAGGCUCGUGAAAAGCUCGAGGAGCUUAAACGAAAUGGCGGAAAACAGAGUAACAAGGGAAGAGAAAGAAUCUCAAGAUCUAAAGGAGCGAAUCAGAAGAAUAAUGAGGAAUGUUCUGUUAUGUAGACAGGGCAUUCUUCUCUUCUAUUUCACUUGAUUUUGGAGACUAGUAAGAGUGUGUAAAAAGGGAGGACGAAAGGGGUAGUGCAAUUGCAUGGUAUCCCAUCUGAUGCACGCAUUGGAUUGGAUGAAACUCAUAAGAAAGAAGAAAAUAUGAGAAUGGUUGGGAUGAAUAAACGGAUGGAGUUUUGCAAUAUCAGGAUUUUAACAUAGCAUUUGCAGCGUAUUUGGAUGGUUGGAUAUCUUGAUGGACAGGACAGGACAGGACAGGUGCAUUGAAAUGUUCUUUAGGCGUUGACUACAAUGGUUUGGAAUGGUUUGGAAUGGUUUGGAAUGGUUUGGGUGGAGUAACAUGACACAUUGAUCCAUGGGUCGUAUUAGAUGGAUGGAUGGAUAUGUAUUUACACAUUUGCUGUAUUUGGAGAAGAUGUGCAGAGGAAGGGAGAAUGAUUAAGGGACGUGAGAAUGGGAAUGGAUUGGAUUGGAAUGGAAGUUGGGAAGAGGAGCAAUUAGAGUGGAAAAAUGGAAGCGUGGAUGUGAAUGUAUGUGAAUUGAGGAGGAGAGGAAAUGAUAUGAUAUGUAUACUGUGCAGUG